Molecule: messenger RNA, 1562 nt
Organism: Pieris brassicae (large cabbage white)
Lineage: Eukaryota; Metazoa; Arthropoda; Insecta; Lepidoptera; Pieridae
Product: trypsin alpha-3-like
Exons: 5
Coding region: 11-766 (251 amino acids)
Biological process (GO): proteolysis
Molecular function (GO): serine-type endopeptidase activity
Source: RefSeq, a predicted model, not a curated record
UUGUGUGAAUAUGUUGCGCAAUAAAAUCCUCUACUAUUUAUAUAUAUUAAUCAUAACGUGUUCUGAAUGUAGAAGGAUUAAACGCGUCGUUGGCGGAAAGGAUGUUGCUUGUGGCACUCAACUCCGGGCGGCAUCUCUGAGGAAUUCGUCAAAUUCUCGUCAUUUAUGUGGUGCGACAAUAUUAUCGCACAACAACGCCAUCACCGCAGCACAUUGCGUUCAAAAUGAACCGGAGUAUUACUUCAUGCAAUUGAAUAAUUUCUGUUUUAUUACCCAAGGUUUACCUAAAACUCCGGUACUAAAAAUUACUAGACACGACCUAUACGAACCAUCCUCUCACGUACACGAUAUAGCCGUCCUACAAAUAAAGCUCAAUUUCACAUCGUUCAACGCGACUGUAUUACCUAACUCCUCUUUCGGUGUAUCAGGCAAGUGCACAAUAUACGGGUACGGAUACAAAGACGUAGAGAACAAAGGAACAAUGGAAACUUUGCAGUCUGCAGAAGUAAAACUUAUUUCAUUAGACGAAUGCACGUCGUCUCUUGGGCCAUACAUAGCCCCAAAACCCGAAGGUGGGAUGAUUUGCGCAAUUGGAGAUGGCGUAGACGCUUGCCAGGGUGAUUCGGGAGGACCACUCAUAUGUUCAGGCUAUAUUCAAGGCUUAAGUAGUUAUGGAGUUGGCUGCAAUAUUCCUGGAAAACCCGGUGUCUACGUUAGUACCGGUGCUCAUUUGACAUGGAUAAAGCGUGUGUGUGAGGAGAAUUAAUUACUUCUACUUAUUAUGAAUAGAACUACUGAAAAUAGCAAUUGACUGUAUGUCUAGGUUCAUCAAUGUAAUCUUUCAUGAAGCUAAAUAACUCAUGUAUUCGUAUUGAUACUUAAUUGUACGUAGACAAAGUUUCAGCUUUAUUAAGAAUUCGUGCUAUAGAUAUAACCUGUAGACAUACGUCUAGGGUCAUCAAUGUAAUCUUUCAUGAAGCUAAAUAACUCAUGUAUUCGUAUUGAUACUUAAUUCAACGUAGACAAAGUUUCAGCUUUAUUAAGAAUUCGUGCUAUAGAUAUAACCUGUAGACAUACGUCUAGGGUCAUAAAUGUAAUCUUUCAUGAAGCUAAAUGACUCAUGUAUUCGUAUUGAUACUUAAUUCUACGUAGACAAAGUUUCAGCUUUAUUAAGAAUUCGUGCUAUAGAUAUAACCUGUAGACAUACGUCUAGGGUCAUCAAUGUAAUCUUUCAUGAAGCUAAAUGACUCAUGUAUUCGUAUUGAUACUUAAUUCUACGUAGACAAAGUUUCAGCUUUAUUAAGAAUUCGUGCUAUAGAUAUAACCUGUAGACAUACGUCUAGGGUCAUCAAUGUAAUCUUUCAUGAAGCUAAAUAACUCAUGUAUUCGUAUUGAUACUUAAUUCUACGUAGACAAAGUUUCAGCUUUAUUAAGAAUUCGUGGAUUAAUUCACGUAGGUAUUAUAAACAUAAUGAACACUGUAUCGCACGUGACAGAUGUAAUUUGAUCUUAGUUUUUAUAAAAAAUUAUACUGACAGAAAAUGUCCAACAAAACGUUAUAA